AUGACUACGGCACCGCACAUGCCCGCUAAGGCGCACAGCUCCGACGCUGUGCACCAGCGGCCAAGGGGCAUCUUGAAAAACAGCCACUCCUUCCAGGCAGGUUCUGCUGCUGGCGCCGGUGAAACAGCCACUACCCCACCCUCCGUCCCAACAAUCGCAGAGCCCCCCGACACCAAGGAUCUCACGCUCCAAAACACCCUGCAGAACGCAGGCCGGCGUCGGUCCUCGUCCACGACAGGGCCGGGCUCUUCCCGCCGCCAGUCGGUCGUCAGCGCAUACGACGAGAACUCGCCACGCCUGAAGUGGGACGAAGCGAACUUGUACCUAACGGAGCAGGAGCGGACGGCGAAGAUGAAGAUCGACGAACCGAAGACUCCCUAUGCCCCGCACUACGACCCCGCCGAAGAUGAGGAGGAGCUGCGGCUGGAGGAGGCGAGGGAGAGCUUGAUCGACGCACAGGACGUUGUGGUUGACGAGCUGGAUAAGACGACCAAGGGCGGAAAUCACAAGAAGGGCGUCUCUGAAGACGAUAUUCCUGAUCUGGAGCUUGGUGAGGCGGAGGAGUCGAUGUCCGGCGGCCCGGAGGGUCCGCGCAUCUACCGGGACCGCAGUCUUAGCACGGACUCGCACAAGGGAGAGAAGCAUGUCGUUGUCGGCGCAGAGACCAAUGGGGGAGAGGCGCUGAGUGGGGAUCACCUCCUGAACAGCGAGGAGGCGAGGGAGAAGCACCGUCAGUUCGAGAAACGGCGGAAGAUGCACUAUGAGAUGAAGAAUAUCAAGGAACUUCUUGCUCACCCGGAAGAUGAAAUGGAAGAAGACGAGGACGAUACCGAGUCUGGUCCCCCACCCGCCGUUCCUCAGAUCCCCUCGCAUUUCCGGAACGGUGGACAAUAG
Molecule: messenger RNA, 894 nt
Organism: Penicillium riverlandense
Lineage: Eukaryota; Fungi; Ascomycota; Eurotiomycetes; Eurotiales; Aspergillaceae
Product: PP1-complex regulatory subunit GLC8
Exons: 3
Coding region: 1-894 (297 amino acids)
Biological process (GO): regulation of signal transduction
Molecular function (GO): protein phosphatase inhibitor activity
Source: RefSeq, a predicted model, not a curated record